Molecule: messenger RNA, 1898 nt
Organism: Hipposideros armiger (great roundleaf bat)
Lineage: Eukaryota; Metazoa; Chordata; Mammalia; Chiroptera; Hipposideridae
Gene: DZANK1
Product: double zinc ribbon and ankyrin repeat domains 1
Exons: 15
Coding region: 276-1898 (540 amino acids)
Biological process (GO): eye photoreceptor cell development
Source: RefSeq, a predicted model, not a curated record
CAAUCACAUGCCCAACUCAGUGGGCGUGGCGCGGCUCCCAGCGUCUGUGGUAACCGAGUCGGUGGCAAAGGAGAGGGCAAGAGGCAGUGAGAGUUUUCUUUGCAGAUAACAAAUGCAAGAACUACUUGGCUACAACUGCAGAGCCUUGAACCUGGAGCUUUCUCAAAGGAGUUGGCUCUAAAUGAACAUGCUACGUGCUACAUACAGAGUUACUUCUAUUUUUCCCGUGUGAUGACUUGCCCUGAAGCCAAGAGAGGUGGCACAUUACAGGGAAAAUGACUGCUGGUUCAGUGUGUGUUCCUCAGAUCAUACCACUGCGAGUGCCUCAGCCUGGAAAAGCCAACCAUGAAAUUGAUAACAAUACACUUUUGGAAAUGAAAUCAGAUACUCCCGAUGUCAACAUAUAUUAUACCCUGGAUGGCAGCAAGCCUGAAUUUCUAAAGAGAAUUCGUUAUGGUGAAAAUAAUACAUUUAAGUAUACAAAGCCUAUUACUCUGCCUGAUGGAAAAAUACAAGUUAAAGCUAUUGCAGUCUCUAAAGACUGCAGACAGAGUGGCAUUGUAACAAAGGUGUUUCAGGUGGACUGUGAACCACCAAAUACAGUCUCUUCGGAAGAUAGUGUUGAAAAUAUUCUCAAAGAUUCUUCAAAGCAGCUCCAAGGUGGCAGAGAGCAGGUCUUCCAUACUCAAUGCCUUGCACAGGAGCAGGUAGAAGAGGUGGAUUUGAAAAAUGGGUUUGUUGGAUCAAAACUAAGGAAGAAAUCCAAGAAUGCUGAAAAUAAACUGGUUUGGAAUGUUAACCUUAGAAAGUUUCCAGAUCUCAAGGUAGGUGAAAGAACUGAAGCUAAAACAUUGAAAGAUCUUCGCUUCUCAGAGAGUCCCCUGGAAAUUCCAGCUUACCAUGAAGAAUCAGGUUCUAGACCACCCACCCAUCAGUCCCAGUUCUCUAGUUUUGCACACGUAACUGGCCAGAAGAGUUUGACAAGCACGGAGAUCAUGAGAAUUCAAAGGGAGACAGACUUUCUCAAGUGUGCACACUGCCUUGCCCCCCGCCCAUCUGAUCCCUUUGCUCGCUUCUGUCAAGAAUGUGGCUCACCUGUCCCACCCAUAUUUGGCUGUCGUCUCCCACCCCCAGAAGGAGCUCAGAUGGGCUUAUGUGCAGAAUGUGGAAGCUUGGUUCCCAUGAACACGCCAAUCUGUGUGGUGUGUGAGGCUCCUCUUGCUCUACAGUUGCAACCACAGGCCAGCCUCCGCUUGAAGGAGAAACUGAUCUGCCGUACUUGUGGCACGGGGAAUCCUGCUCACCUGAAAUACUGUGUCACCUGUGAGAGGUCCCUGCCUUCACCACAAGAGUCCAUGUGCAGUGGAGAUAAAGCUCCUCCUGUGCCAACUCAGAAAGAGGAGAUGGUUUCCUGCUCCAAAUGUGGUUGCUGGAAUCGCCGGGGUGCUUGCUUCUGCGACUGGUGUGGAGCCACGCCUGGCAUUCCUGCUUGCUACUCUAUUUGCCCUAAAUGUGGGGCCAGCAAUCACCCAUCUGCCCGAUUCUGUGGCUCCUGUGGUAUUUAUAUGAAGUCCUUGGCAAAACUUAGUGUGGACAGCAGGCUGACCCUAGCUACUGGAGAACCUGGCUCUUUUGCUGAGCCCCGAUCUGCCUGGCAGUCCCUAAAUGUUCCUUUGCCCAAACCUGAUGUUAGGGCUAAGAAGGAUAUAGGUACACAGACCACUGGUCUGUUCUACCCAUCUGGCAAGCUACUAGCAAAAAAGGAACUGGAAAUGGCUUCUCAAAAGCAGAGGCAGGAGAAAAUGAGUGACCAUAAACCUCUCCUCACAGCCAUCAGCCCAGGAAGAGGUGAGGAGAAACAUAUGCUUUCUUGUCAGGAGGGAACUCACUCUCUCUGA